AUGGAAAAUGAAAUAGGCGUUAAAUCGAUUGUAGCAAAGAUUAUAAUAGAGGCAAUGGCAGCAGUUCCGAAUAUAGUGGCCAAGAAUCCGCCAAAUUCCUAUGCAGCUGAAGAUAGCCAAAGGCAAUUGGAGUUGGAGAUGGAGUUGGAGUCUAUUUUAUCCGACAGUGAGGACGACUCGUCUAGGUGA
Molecule: messenger RNA, 189 nt
Organism: Paraglomus brasilianum
Lineage: Eukaryota; Fungi; Glomeromycota; Glomeromycetes; Paraglomerales; Paraglomeraceae
Source: the annotation of a GenBank genome assembly